Passer domesticus (house sparrow) is the source of this 3890-nucleotide messenger RNA. RefSeq names its product hydrocephalus-inducing protein-like. The record is from RefSeq and is a predicted model, not a curated record. Lineage: Eukaryota; Metazoa; Chordata; Aves; Passeriformes; Passeridae. Gene Ontology annotation, biological process: cilium movement; axonemal central apparatus assembly. The transcript is spliced from 19 exons. Gene Ontology annotation, cellular component: axoneme. The coding region runs from base 1105 to 3216 and encodes 703 amino acids.
GGGCGCCCUUGUGGCCCUGGAGCUGGCGCUGCUGUGGAAGGUGUGGCGGCCCGGCUUCCGCGGCGUGGUGCGGCUCCUGGGCUGGUUCGAGGUGCCCGACGGCUUGGCGCUGGUCAUGGAGCGUGCGGAGCGCAGUCAGGAGCUCUGGUACUUGCUGGAGGAGCGGGGCUUCCUGACGGAGCCCGUGGCGCGGGGGCUGCUCCGCCCGGUGCUGGAGGCCGUGCGGCACCGCAGCAGCCGCGGCGUCUGCACCGCGACAUCAAGGCCGAGAACGUCCUCGUGGACCUGGGCACGGGCGAGGUGAAGCUCAUCGACUUCGGGUGCGGCACGAUCCUCCAGGACAUGUUCUACACCCGGAUGUCAGUUUUGCUGAGGCCUUGUUGCUCCUCUGUGACACCCUCCCUUCAGAAUGGCUUCUGGAUUCCCGAAAAAGACACCGACACCUCGUCUUUUGCUGAGGGAAAGACUGCAGCCUAGCACUCUGCUUCCCUCUAAGUUCCAGCAGGAGAAGUUUCUCAGCACAAAGAAGGAGGCCAGCACUGGGGGGAGUAUUCUGCCCAGAAUUGGCCCAUGGAUAGACCUGAGCAAGAAUGGUCCAAAGCUGCCGUCAGCUGCCCCGAAACAGAGCUUGUUUCAGGUUUCCCCACCAGAGAUGGUGUUUCAGAACUUCGUGGCUCGGGAGGUCUCUGAAAUGGUGCUGUCUGUGACGAAUAAGGACAAGAUUCCUCGGCUGGUGAAGGUGUGCAUGGAGAGCUGCCCUUAUUUCCAGCUGGCGUGCCCCAGGGGUGUGUACCACACGGUGCCAGCAGGCGCCUCUGCCCCGUGCGCAUCCACUUCAGCCCCUAGGAGAACAAGGAUUAUUCCCACGAGCUCACCUGCAUCACUACAAGGGGAAGGAUAGUGGUGCCAAUUCGGGCCAUUGCUGCCCGAGCUGUCCUGGACUUCCCUGAGCAGCUGGACUUCUCCACAUGUCCAGUCAAGAGCAGCAGCCAGAAGACUCUGCUGCUCCACAACUCUGGGAACCUGGAAGCUCGUUUCCAGCUGAGCACCCAGAGGCAGAGUCUUUUUGGGCAGUCACAGAGAGAGCUGUGCCUGGAAAAAUUAAUGGAGGAGAAAGAAACAGGGAAGGAGAAGGGCUCUUGUGAAGAUCGUGCUGCCCUCCUGAGAGCCCCAGGGGAGAUGGCAAAGGUGCACCAGGACCCCAUGUUCUCUGAUGACGUUUCUUUCAUUAAGCCAAUGGAGGGAGAAAUCGAGCCGGAUGGUUUGGCCAAAAUCAAGAUGACUUUCAAACCCCAGGAAGCAGUGGAGUAUCAAAGUGUGGCUUGUUGCAGCAUCUCAGGCCGUGAGAGCAGGCUGCCCCUGCAGCUCAGAGGGGAAGGCCAAGGACCCUUGGUUGAGCUCAGCUGUGACACUCUGGACCUUGGGGACAUUUUUGUCAAUACCCCCCAUGUCUGUGAGGUGAACCUGAUCAACCAAGGAGCUCUUGAUGCUCCCUUCAGCUACAUCCCUUCGGCCACAAAGGUGGGCUUGGGCUUCAAGUUGGCACCCCAGGAGGGCAUCAUUGCAGCAGGUGGGAGCCAGACUCUCCAGAUCUCCUUCAGUGCCACCGUGUUGGGGAGGUUUGAGGAAGAAUUCCGGUUCAGUCUGGCUGGAUCUCCUACGCCUGCCAUCCUGACCAUCAAGGGCAGCGUCACUGGACCCAGUUUGCACUUCGACCUCCCUGAGCUCGACUUUGGGGACAUCUCCUUUGGCUUUCCCUACACCCAGCGCUGCCGGCUCACUAACAGCUCCCCGGUGCCCGUGACGUUCCAGCUCCGCAUGUCGUUCGAUGGCACGCAGCCGGCCGUGGACAGCGUCGAUCAGAUCCGCUGCCACAGUGACCCAGCCUGGAGGAAGGGCAUUCACUUGUAUGUGGAGCCCCGGGAGUUUACAAUCACUCCCAGCCAAGGGACCAUCCUGCCCCAGGGACACCAGGACAUCCAGGUGACCCUGUGUUCCAACUCAGUGAUGGAGUUCUACAGGAAGAUGCUGGUGGAUCUGGAGGGUUUUGGCAAGGGAGUGGCAUCAUUGGUCAUCACAGCCAGAUGUCUCGUUCCCAAGCUGCAAGUGUCCCCCCACGUGCUGCAGUAUGAUGAGUGCCUCCUGAAGGUGCCAUAUGAGAAGAAGUUCCUGAUUAGGAAUCCCAGCCACCUGCCUGGCUGCUACGGGCUCAUUGAACAGAAACGCAAGGAGGACGCUGCUGUGCUCUACUCCAGCCCCAGGCCCUGUGGGAUUGUCCAGCCUCACAGCACUGCAGAGAUCCCAGUGCUGGUGGAAGUGCAGGCGCUGGGCACGCAUCGCACCAAUGUUCUCAUCGGCGUGUUCGGGGAUGAGAGAAACCCACUGAGAAAACAGUUAUGGAGCUCUGGACAGCUGGCAGAAACCUCCCCAAGCCCAAGGCUGAUGGAGUCUGGCAGGAUCCCAGCACUACAGCCCAUAGAUGAGCUUCACCCACCUCAAUUCACUCCCCAUCCACCAAAGGAGAUGAGAACAUGUUUGAAUUGCCCAGCGUCUCGAUGGAGGCACUUCAAGGCUGGAAAGCAGGAGGCAGCCACAGCCCUGACUGAAGAGCAGGAUUUGACCCAGUCUUCAGGAGUAGAGGCUUCCAGUAUCCUGCCAGUGUCAGGUGUGCUGCAGCCAGGAGAGAGCCAGCAGGUCUCCUUGCCCUUCUCUGGCCACCUCAACAGCAUCUCCAGUGCCACGGCGCUGUGCCACGUGGAGGGAGGCCCCAGCUCUGAGGUGCUGGUGCCCGGGGAGGCCUCACGUGCCAGCUGCUCCCCGAGCCCCCAGGAGAUCAGCUGUGGCUCUGGGGCACCUCUCAGGGAGAGAAGGGAGCUGAAGCGGCCGGCUCCAAAGCUUGAGGAGGAGACAAAAGCCUUGGAGGAGGAAGAGAGGCAGAAGGAGAAAGAGAAGCAGAAGAAAGCAAAGAAGGGUGUCUCUGUGGGGAAGGAACCUCCAAAAGCAGAGAAGGGGAAAACCAAACCCCCAGAGAAGAAGGAAAGCAAGGCCCCAGAGAAGAAGGAUACCAAAAUCCCAGAGCGGAUGGAAACCAAAGCCCCAGACAAGAUAGAAACCAAACUCCCAGAAAAGAAAAACAUCCAGAAAAGAAGGAAACUAAAUUCCCAGAGAGGAAGGAAAGCAAGGCCCCAGAGAAGAAGGACACCAAAGCAUUAUUAGAGAAGAAGGAAAAUAAAUUCCUAGAGAAGAAGGAAACCAAAGCUCCAGAGACGAUUGAAAACAAACUCCCAGAAAAGAAAUACAAACCUCCAGAAAAGAGGGAAUCCAAAUUCCCAGAGAAGAAGGAAACCAAAGCUCCAGAGAAGAUUGAAAACAAACUCCCAGAAAAGAAAUACAAACCUCCAGAAAAGAGGGAAAUCAAAAUCCCAGAGAGGAAGGAAAGCAAAGCACCAGAGAGGAAGGAAGUGAAAAUCCCAAAGAAGGAAAGCAAAUCUCCAGAGAAGAGAAGCAAACCUCCAGAAAAGAAGGAAACCAAAUGCCCAGAGAGGAAGGAAAUCAAAAUCCCAGAGAAGGAAAGCAAGGCACCAAAAAAGAAGGAACCCAAAGCCCCAAAGAAGGGGGAAGCCAAAGUGCCAGAGAAGAGAGAGACCAAAGCCCCAAAGAAGAAGGAACCCAAAGCCCCAAAGAAGGGGGAAGCCAAAGCCUGAAAGAAGGGAGGAACCAAAAUCCCAGAGAACCCAGCUGAGCUGGAGAAGAACUCUUUUUUUUAUUCACACAACUUAUUUUAUACAGUUUGACAAACCUAAUGUGCCACUUUAGUUAGUAGAUUUCUUAUUAUUAGUUAUGCCAGUUAUUCUGUUGGAUAAUAAAAUAUAUUCUACUUGUGCAUCAAA